AUGUAUGAGGCAUCACAUGUUUUCAAUACUGAGAAGCUUAAGCUUGGGUCACCUGAGACCUUGGAGGAGGGACCAUCGAAGAAGCGAAGGGCGGCUAACGUCGGCCACUUCCAGCCGGACGUAGGGCCGGACCAGUUCCUGCGCAUCGUCUUCAGGCCGACCUUCAGCUGGCUCCGGAUCCCUCAAGAUUUCGUCAGGUGGUUCAGAGAAAUCCCUUCGAACAUCAUCGUCACCACCAACACUGGCUGCAACUGGAGGAUGACUACGGCGAGAGAAGGCGAUGACGCAUACAUUGACCAGGAGUGGGCGGGCUUCGCCGUCGCUCAUCAGCUGCAGGUUGGCCAGUUCCUCAUCUUCAAGAAGGUGUCAUCAUUCGAGUACAGUGUGGUCAUCUUCGAUCACACCUGCACUGAGGUGAUGACCAGGUGCCGUUACCAUGGCGAUGGCACCAGGUGCGUCGUCUUCGAAAGUCAUGUCUGA
Messenger RNA from Lolium perenne, 480 nucleotides. RefSeq names its product B3 domain-containing protein At1g49475-like. NCBI's taxonomy places the organism in Eukaryota, Viridiplantae, Streptophyta, Magnoliopsida, Poales, Poaceae. The record is from RefSeq and is a predicted model, not a curated record. Gene Ontology annotation, molecular function: DNA binding.